Spea bombifrons (plains spadefoot toad) is the source of this 4692-nucleotide messenger RNA. RefSeq names its product SEC31 homolog B, COPII coat complex component (gene SEC31B). The coding region runs from base 32 to 3820 and encodes 1262 amino acids. Gene Ontology annotation, molecular function: structural molecule activity; protein binding. Gene Ontology annotation, biological process: endoplasmic reticulum to Golgi vesicle-mediated transport; endoplasmic reticulum organization; intracellular protein transport. Gene Ontology annotation, cellular component: COPII vesicle coat; endoplasmic reticulum exit site. The record is from RefSeq and is a predicted model, not a curated record. The transcript is spliced from 27 exons. Lineage: Eukaryota; Metazoa; Chordata; Amphibia; Anura; Pelobatidae.
ACACCUGAGUCACGGAGCUGGGAACCAGCAGAUGGCAGCAAUUCCGCCCCCAAUGGCCUUGACCUACCAUCCCCAGCAGGCAGCACGGGCUGGGCAGCGGCUGGGAGUUACCCGCUGCAGCGCGUUUUCCCCAGUGCGUUCCGUUCCGGCCGCAAAUAUCCCGUUCAAAACAGCUAUAUCGCCGAGCCCGAAAAUGAAGUUGAAAGAAAUUGAACGAUCUGCAGUUCAAGUUUGGAGCCCUGCAAAUGAACACCCAAUUUACUUAGCAACAGGUACAUCUGCACAGCAGCUAGAUGCAUCCUUCAACACAAAUGCAGCCCUUGAAAUUUUUGAGGUGGAUUUUGGGGAUCCGUACCCUGAUAUGAAAAGAAGAGGCAUUUAUCCUGUGUCCAGCAGAUUCCACAAGAUCGUCUGGGGUAGACAUGGAGGUGGCUUAGAUGGCUCACUGGGUAUGAUCGUUGGUGGUGGAGAUAAUGGAACAAUUACAUUGUACAGUGCUUCUCAGAUCCUUGAAUCGGGGAAAGACCCAGUGAUCGGAAAGAAUGACAAACACUCUGGCCCUGUCCGGGCUCUCGACUUAAACCCGUUUCAGUGUAACCUCCUUGCUUCUGGUGCAAAUGAUUCUGAAGUAUUUAUAUGGGACCUGAAUAAUUUUGCUGUGCCAAUGACCCCUGGCGCAAAAUCCCAGCCUGUAGAAGACAUCAGCGCCAUUUCGUGGAACAGACAGGUCCAGCAUAUCUUAUCCUCUGCACAUCCAAGUGGUAAGGCCGUGGUUUGGGAUUUACGCAAAAAUGAACCAGUCAUUAAAGUCAGUGACCACAGCAACAGGAUGCGCUGUUCGGGGAUGAUGUGGCACCCAGAGAUUCCCACCCAGCUUGUGCUUUCCUCUGAAGAUGAUCGUUUACCCGUCAUUCAACUCUGGGACCUACGAUUUGCUAGCUCUCCAUUAAAAGUACUGGAGAAUCACGCAAGGGGAAUUUUAUCUAUUUCUUGGAGCAAUGAUGACCCAGAAUUGCUUCUCAGUAGUGCCAAAGACAACCGGAUUUUAUGUUGGAACCCAAGCACAAGUGAAGUGGUUUAUGAACUUCCAACAAAAAACCAGUGGUGCUUUGAUGUCCAGUGGUGUCCCCGCAAUCCCUCUGUGUUCUCCACUGCCUCUUUUGACGGCUGGAUCAGUGUUUACACAGUCAUGGGUGGCAGCCUCGAGGCUCAGCAAAAGAAUCAGGCUGAUAAGAUCUCCUCCUCCUUUAAUAGUUUGGACCCAUUUGGCACAGGACAACCCCUACCUCCAUUGCAAGUACCACAGCAGAUUGCUCAGACCACUAUAAUUCCUCCUUUGAAAAAGCCUCCACGGUGGAUACGUAGGCCAGUGGGAGUCUCUUUUGCAUUUGGGGGGAAGCUAGUUUCUUUUGACUGCCCAAAAAUCCCUGUACAACCAACACAAGAGCCUACCCGCCGCCAGGUCUACAUCAGCCAGGUUACAACAGACAAGGAAUUUUUGGCACGUUCAACUGAGCUACAAGCAGCUUUGAUGUCUGGAAACCUCCUGAGUUACUGUCAGAAUAAAGUGCAGGCUUCUCCACCAGGGUUUGACAAGAAUGUCUGGAGCUUCUUGAAGGUUAACUUUGAACAGGAUGCUAGAGAGAAAUUUCUAAAGCUGCUUGGAUACAGCAAGGGGGAGCUGGAUAAAAAGAUAUCCAAGGCUAUAGGAGAUGGGUGGCAAAACAAGAGUAGUCCUUCAGAAGCGGAGGAUCUGGUUCCAAGUAUCCAAUCAGUGUCUACCCAGUUGUCCAGUAGCUUCACAGGACAGACCAUGUCCUCCUCCUCUUCUGCGGAGCUUUUUAACCUACCUCUUCAGGAUUUAGCCAAGCUUGAGAUUCCAGUAACUUCAGACACAGAUGGGCUAAUAAGUCAGGCACUUUUGUUGGGAAAUUUCGAAGCUGCUGUGGAUUUGUGUCUGAAAGACGGACGCUUUGCUGAUGCCAUCAUAUUGGCCAAUGCUGGAGGCGAAGACCUACUGAGAGAAACACAACAGUGGUACUUUGCUCAGCAGAAAAAUAAGAUUACGUCACUCCUCUCGUCUGUGGUUCAGCAGAAGUGGAAGGACAUUGUUCUCAACUGUAACUUGCAGAGCUGGAAGGAAGCCCUGGCUUUCCUCCUUACAUACUCAAAGCCAGAGGAGUUCUCUGAACUGUGUGAUGCUCUCGGAAGUCGUUUGGAGUCAGAAGGAGAUGGAAAGCUGUCUUCCCAGGCCUGUCUUUGUUAUAUAUCCUCAGGAAACGUAGACAAGCUUGUUCAGUGUUGGGUGAAUAACCAUGAAAUGUCAAACCCACUUGCACUGCAGGAUCUGAUAGAAAAAGCAAUGGUGUUAAGAAAGUCAAUUGAGAUUCUUCGGGGGGCAGAGAUGCCACCACAAGGCCCUGCAUUAUCUGAGAAGGUGGCUCAAUACGCUAGUCUGUUGGCUUCCCAGGGGAACCUAACCGCUGCAAUGACUUACUUGCCUGUUGAUUCCAAAGAGCGUUCCAUUUGUCUAUUGCGAGAUCGCCUGCUGAACGCCCAGGGAGAUGCUAUGACUUCUCACCCGUCUGCCUCCAAGAUGUUUAGUAAUCAACCAUCCUCCACGCCAAAGGACAGCAAAGCCCCAGAGGAAGUCCGGUAUAAAGAGGACAGUAGACGGGCUUUGUCCCAAAAUCCAGCUAGCAUUGGAAUUCCUUUUUAUCCACCAGUGCCUUCAGUAUUUACUCCUCAGCCAGGACCCACCUCGAUGGGGCCUCCUCCGACCAUCCCAGUCCAGACUGCUCCUGGCCUGCCUUCUAAUGCGUACCCCAGGGCAGGAGCUUGGCAGCCUUACUCAGUCCCACAGCCAACUAUGCAAGGAUUUGCACAACAGCUAUCUUUCAAGCCAACUCAUCAGGUCCCACCUACUGCUGCGUUUGCACCAUCCCCUGGGUUGGGUCAAAUACCUUCCACUAGCCCUAUGAAUGUACCGGCAGUUCCUAAUCUUCAAGGACCUAUGAUGUUCCCUGCGGCCUCCAUCCUUCCUUCGCACACCUCGGUCAGCCAGUCAAGAGCACCGACUUCGGUUAGUCAGCCUCCCACUCCUCCCUUAAUGAACACAUCGCAACCGCCUCUUAACUAUCCAAUUGGCAGUGGAUUUUACCAAGGUGGACCUGGAGCCCCUGCUACUAUACCACCACCCCCAACCAGAUGUCUUCCAUGGCUUGAGAAUCGGCAAGCUUCAGAAGCAGCUGCACAGGAAGGUUGGACUGAUUCCCUCUCCAUUAAAGCAGGUGUACCAAGGAAAAAGCCAACACAGUUCAUUCCACUGGCCCCAAUCACUGCUCCAGUGAUGAAUCUUCCUGAUGAAAGACAAACUUUUCAGCACCAACUGGGAAGCCAAGAUCCACAUCAGGCUCCUCUAGGUGUUCCAAAGGAAGCUAUUGUACAGGGGAUACAACGAUUGCCAGUAGAGAAAAUAGAGAAGAAGGAGUUGCCUUUGGCACAUAAGCCAUUGCAGAACACAUUUGAUGGCCUGGUGCAACGAUGUUCUGCAGUACCGUCAGACCCUAAAACCAAAAGGAAGUUGGAAGAUGCUCCCCAGAAGCUGGAAUGUCUGUAUGACAAGCUGAGAGAAAACACUCUAUCCCCUCAUAUUGUGACAGGGCUUCAUGAAAUUGCCCGCUGUAUGGAAACGCGCAAUUACCAGCAUGGUUUAGUUUUACACACACAGGUUGUCGGCAGCAGCAACUUCAGUGAAGUCUCUGGAUUCAUGCCCAUCUUGAAAGUCCUUAUGACUAUUGCUAACAAGUUGAACGUGUAGCACCAAAAAUUGAGGACUAUGGUGAGGAGUACACUUUAAAUUUCCCCCACCCUUUGAAGAACUGGGUGCAAAUUCCUGCUGUAUGUGAUUUUUCUUCCACGUAUGGACUAUAUUAUACAAAGUAUUGUGGACGUUUAAAACUUGAUUUACCAUUGUUAACAUGACCUUGGAUUUUUGUUGUGCCAUUGACCUAAAAAGACAUGGUUUCUCAAAAAAAAAAUGUUGAUAAGAAAAUCAGACAUUCUUUUUGCUAUUUCUGAAGAAAGCCAAAAGGAACGUUUUGGGUUAUUUUGUGUUUAAAGAAAAACAAAAUCUGCUGAGCCCAGACUCAGAGAUGCCCUGGUGACACGAACGGUCUCCAAAAUCCAAGAGUGCUGUGCAGUUUGUGUAUUGCAUUUUUUUUGUUUUACAUAUGUAUACAAUACAUUAUACCCUGCCUGCGUGUAAAGGUCCACCAAGGCAUACAACCAUCGAGCUAUGCAAGGCGUGGGGUAAAGAAUGCCAGUGUGUUUUGGGAUGUCAAAGCACUUGUGCUCCCAACAACAUGUGUUUGUAUUGCCUAAGCGUCCUCAGUUAAGAACGUGUCUUAAAUUGCAUAAUUAAAAAUCUUUCUUUUUCUUUGUAAAUAUUUUUCGUAGAAAUGCAUACAGCUAGGUCUGUUUACACACAUAUAUCAGAUGAAUUUCUAUAUAACGCUCUCUCUCGUUGAGUGAUAGGAUGAAAUACAUUAUUUAUACGUUGUUGCGCUAUAUAGUUUUGAUGUAUCCCAUUCUUAUGGUUUUGGUUUCAAUUUGUGUGAUUGUGAUUUGUUUCUUACCAUAAUGCAGAUAUAGAAUUCCUGUUUGACAUUAAAGACAUUCUAACGACAUUAA